UGACGAGCGGAGCGCAGAAGACGCCGCGAUCCACCAUGUACCGUCGCCUGCAGCACAUCAAGCCCAAGCCGUCGCAGCACUCGAUGCUCACCCGUGAUAUGAGUCACAUUCGUAAGCUCAUGGCUGCGAACCGUGGCGAAAUCGCCACGCGUAUCAUGCGUGCUGGCAAUGAAUUGGGUCUCCGCACGGUCGGCAUCUUUUCCAACGAAGAUCGAUUCACACAACACCGAUACAAAGCGGACGAGUCGUACCUGGUUGGCAAAGGGAAAAGCCCCGUCGCAGCGUACCUGGACAUUGAAGGCAUCGUGAAAAUUGCCAAGGACAACCACGUCGACGCCGUGCAUCCGGGGUAUGGGUUUUUGUCGGAAAAUGUCGAGUUUGCCAAACGAUGCAAAGAAAAUGGCAUCACGUUUGUGGGUCCGACGCCGGAAAACUUGGCCAUGUUUGGGGACAAGACUGCCGCGCGUGCGAUCGCGAUCAAGCACAACGUUCCGGUCGUGCCGGGGACGGAUGGCCCCGUGUCGACGUUGGAAGAAGCGCGCAAAUUUAUUGACUCGGGUGUGGGGUACCCCGUCAUCAUCAAGGCCAGUAUGGGCGGUGGUGGCAAGGGUAUGCGCGUCGUGAACAGUGCUGAGGAGUUGGAAUCGAACUUUACGCGUGCCAGUUCCGAAGCGUUGGCCGCGUUCGGUGACGGCACUGUCUUCAUUGAGCGCUACGUGUACAAGCCUCGCCACAUCGAAGUACAGAUCCUCGGGGACGGCAAUGGAAAGGUCGUGCACUUGUACCAUCGUGAUUGCUCAGUGCAACGUCGUCACCAAAAGGUGCUCGAAACGGCGCCCGCCGUGGGGCUGCCCAAAGAGGUCGAAGAAGCCAUGAUCAACGACGCCGUUCGGUUGACGUCAGCGGCCAAGUACAAGAACGCGGGGACAGUCGAGUUUCUCGUGGACAGACAAGGCCGCCACUACUUCAUUGAGGUGAACCCGCGCAUCCAAGUGGAACACGUCAUCACAGAAGAAAUCACGGGCAUCGACUUGGUGCAAAGCCAGAUCCGCAUCGCCAAUGGCGAGUCGUUUGAGAGUCUUGGUCUGGUCCAGGACAAUAUCAGUGUCCGCGGCCACGCCAUGCAAUGCCGCGUGACGACGGAAAACCCAUCGCUUGACUUCCAGCCGGACUCGGGUGUGAUUGAAGUGUUUCGAUCGCCUGGUGGCAUGGGCAUUCGCCUCGACGAUGGCCCGGGUUUUGUCGGCGCGCACAUCACGCCCCACUACGACUCGCUCCUGGUGAAGGUAACGGCCCAUGCGCUCCAACGCGAAGAUGCAGUCCGUAAGCUCAAGCGCGCGCUGUCCGAGUUCCGGGUUCGCGGUGUGACCACCAACAAGAGCUUCUUGCAGCAUGUGCUGUCGCACCCCGACUUUGUCAAGGGCCACAUCGACACUUCUUUCAUUGCAGAUAACCCGCACUUGGUCGCGCCAUCCAAGUCCACCAAUCGUGGGCAAAAGAUGCUCCGAUACAUUGGGAACACCAUCGUGAACGGCCCGGAGAAGGACUUGGGUGCGACUGGCCCGGCCCCGAGUCCGAUGGACCCUAUCAUCCCCGUGCUCCCAGCAGGGCCUGCUCGCCAAGGCAAGUCGCUCCGCCAGAUUUACAAGUCGGAAGGCCCUGCUGCGUUUGCCAAGGCUGUGCGUGACCACAAGGGACUGCUCUUGACCGACACGACGUGGCGCGAUGCACAUCAGUCGUUGCUGGCCACCCGUGUGCGCACGCGCGACUUGGAAGCGAUUGCGCCGGCUACAGCCAUCGCACUUCGUGACGCGUACUCGAUUGAAAUGUGGGGCGGUGCCACGUUUGACGUGGCCAUGCGAUUCCUCCGUGAAGAUCCGUGGGAACGUCUUGCAAACUUGCGCGAACUCGUGCCGGACAUUCCGUUCCAAAUGCUUUUGCGCGGUGCGAACGCUGUCGGGUACACAAGUUACCCGGACAAUGUCGUGUACAAGUUUUGCGAAAAGGCGCAACAGACCGGCAUGGACGUGUUUCGUGUGUUCGAUUCGCUCAACUAUAUCGAGAACAUGCGCCUGGGGAUUGACGCGGUCGGCGCUUCGGGCGGGAUCAUCGAGGCUGUCGUGUGCUACACUGGCGACGUAUCAGACCCCAAGCGUGGCCCGUACAACCUCGACUACUACCUCAACUACACGCGCGAGUUGGUCAAACUCGGGAUCCACGUCCUUUGUAUCAAGGAUAUGGCAGGAUUGCUCAAGCCUCAGGCUGCGACCAUCCUCGUCGGUGCCAUUCGCGCCGAGUUCCCCGACUUGCCGAUCCACGUUCAUACGCACGACACUGCCGGGACUGGCGUGAGUUCGAUGCUCGCGUGCGCGUACGCAGGUGCGGACGCCGUCGAUUGCGCGACGGAUGCCAUGUCAGGCACGACGUCGCAGCCGUCGAUGGGUGCGUUGGUUGCUGCGGUCAAGAACACCGAACUCGACACGGGCAUCAACCCAGAACACAUUAACGAGAUCAACGACUACUGGGAAACCAUGCGUGGCGUGUACGCUCCGUUCGAGUCGGGCCAGAAGUCCGGGUCGGCCGACGUAUACCACCACGAGAUGCCCGGUGGUCAGUACACCAACUUGUUGUUCCAGUCCAACCAACUCGGGUUGGCGGGUCAGUGGCCCGCGAUCAAAAAGGCGUACGCGACCGCGAACAAGCUGCUUGGAGACAUCAUCAAGGUGACGCCGUCGUCCAAGGUUGUCGGUGACUUUGCCCAAUUUUUGGUCCAAAACAAACUCACGGAAGAAGAAGUCCUCGCCCAAGCCGAGACCCUGAGCUUCCCCAAGUCGGUCGUCGAGUACUUCCAGGGGUACUUGGGCAUUCCCCACCAUGGCUUCCCCGAAGCUCUCCGAUCCAAGGUGCUCAAGGGCCGCUUGCUCCCGAACGGCAAGUCCGUGUUCGAAGGCCGCCCUGGUGCCGAACUCGAGCCGUAUGACUUUACCGAAGCCCACCGCGCCCUCGUCGAGUCGUAUGGGUCGGACAACAUCUCGGAACUGGACGUGCUCUCGCACGCCAUGUACCCUGACGUGUUCAAGAACUUUAUGGAGUUCAAGGAAAAGUACGGGUCGCUCCACUUUUUGGACACGCGCACGUUCUUGACUGGGCUGCAAGUGGACAAGGAAAUUGAGCUCCAGAUCGAGCAUGGGAAGACUGUAUUUGUCCGCCUCGUCGCGGUUGGCGGCAUCUCCAAGAAGGACGGUACGCGCGACGUGAUCUUUGAAUUGAACGGUCGCCAGCGCGUGAUCAAGGUUGCCGACGCAAACGCCGGCGUUGGCAAGGUCGAGAAACUCAAAGCGAGCCCGAACGUACCAGGGUCGGUCGGCGCCCCCAUGCCUGGUGUGAUUGUCGAAGUCAAAGUCCAACGCGGCCAGCAAGUCAAAGCAGGCGAACCGCUCUGUGUGUUGAGUGCGAUGAAGAUGGAGACGGUGGUGGCCGCCCCUGUUUCGGGCAAGGUCAAGGAACUCCACGUUAUUGUCGGCGACAGCUUGAAGGCCGGGGAACUCUUGGUCGAAAUCGACGAGUCGGGCGAGAAGGACGUGUAAAUCGAAUGAACCAAUGUUUAUAGUA
This is a messenger RNA of Aphanomyces invadans, 3612 nucleotides long. Its product is annotated as pyruvate carboxylase. Gene Ontology annotation, cellular component: cytoplasm. Gene Ontology annotation, molecular function: metal ion binding; pyruvate carboxylase activity; ATP binding. Bases 36 to 3587 code for a protein of 1183 amino acids. NCBI's taxonomy places the organism in Eukaryota, Oomycota, Saprolegniomycetes, Saprolegniales, Verrucalvaceae. The record is from RefSeq and is a predicted model, not a curated record. The transcript is spliced from 2 exons. Gene Ontology annotation, biological process: pyruvate metabolic process; gluconeogenesis.